AUGGCCAUUGUUAUCAACGUGUGGAAAGAGUCUAACCCCACACACACUGACCCCACACACCGUGACCCCACACACCCUGACCCCACAUGUCGUGACCCCACACACUGUGACCCCACACGCCGUGACCCCACACAGCCUGACCCCACACACCCUGACCCCACACACCCUGACCCCACACACCCUGACCCCAUACACCCUGACCCCACACAUCCUGACCCCAUACACCCUGACCCCACACACCCUGACCCCACACACCCUGACCCUACACACCCAGACCCCACACACACUGACCCCACACACCGUGACCCCACACACCCUGACCCCACAUGUCGUGACCCCACACACUGUGACCCCACACGCCGUGACCCCACACACCCUGACCCCACACGCUGUGACCCCAAACGUCGUGACCCCACACACCGUGACCCCACACACCGUGACCCCACACGCCGUGACCCCACACGCCGUGACCCCACACGCCGUGACCCUACACACCAUGACCCCACACGCCGUGACCCCACAUACCCUGACCCCACACGCUGUGACCCCAAACGUCGUGACCCCACACACCCUGACCCCACACGCUGUGACCCCAAACGUCGUGACCCCACACACCGUGACCCCACACACCCUGACCCCACACGCUGUGACCCCAAACGCCGUGACCCCACACACCGUGACCCCACACACCGUGACCCCACACACCCUGACCCCACACACCCUGACCCCACACACUGUGACCCCACACACCCUGACCCCACACACCGUGACCCUACACACCGUGACCCUACACACCCUGACCCUACACACCGUGACCCUACACACCGUGACCCUACACACCCUGACCCUACACACCGUGACUCCACACGCCGUGACCCCACACACCCUGACCCCACACGCUGUGACCCCAAACGUUGUGACCCCACACACCGUGACCCCACACGUCGUGACCCCACACACCGUGACCCUACACACCGUGACACCACACACCGUGACCCCACACACCGUGACCCCACACGCCGUGACCCCACACACCCUGACCCCACACACCAGUCUAUUGUGGUGCCGUUCGCUGCAGGUACCCAUUACCAUGAUGACUAUAGUGCAGCACCAACAGACCCACUGACCGGCAGACCCACUGACCGGCAGACCCACCAGCCUGGAGACCCACCAACCUGGAGACCCACCAGCCUGGAGACCCACCAACCUGGAGACCCACCAACCUGGAGACCCACCAGCCUGGAGACCCACCAGCCUGGAGACCCACCAACCUGGAGACCUACCAACCUGGAGACCCACCAACCUGGAGACCCACCAGCCUGGAGACCCACCAACCUGGAGACCCACCAACCUGGAGACCCACCAGCCUGGAGACCCACCAGCCUGGAGACCCACCAACCUGGAGACCCACCAACCUGGAGACCCACCAACCUGGAGACCCACCAACCUGGAGACCCACCAACCUGGAGACCCACCAGCCUGGAGACCCACCAACCUGGAGACCCACCAACCUGGAGACCCACCAGCCUGGAGACCCACCAACCUGGAGACCCACCAACCUGGAGACCCACCAGCCUGGAGACCCACCAGCCUGGAGACCCAUCAGCCUGGAGACCCACCAGCCUGGAGACCCACCAACCUGGAGACCCACCAACCUGGAGACCCACCAACCUGGAGACCCACCAGCCUGGAGACCCACCAGCCUGGAGACCCACCAGCCUGGAGACCCACCAAGCUGGAGACCCACCAACCUGGAGACCCACCAACCUGGAGACCCACCAACCUGGAGACCGCUAG
Messenger RNA from Salmo salar (Atlantic salmon), 1797 nucleotides. NCBI's taxonomy places the organism in Eukaryota, Metazoa, Chordata, Actinopteri, Salmoniformes, Salmonidae. The record is from RefSeq and is a predicted model, not a curated record.